Molecule: messenger RNA, 573 nt
Organism: Synchytrium microbalum
Lineage: Eukaryota; Fungi; Chytridiomycota; Chytridiomycetes; Synchytriales; Synchytriaceae
Exons: 4
Coding region: 1-573 (190 amino acids)
Biological process (GO): translation; positive regulation of translational fidelity
Cellular component (GO): cytosolic small ribosomal subunit
Molecular function (GO): structural constituent of ribosome; rRNA binding
Source: RefSeq, a predicted model, not a curated record
AUGCCCAUCACUAACGGCUCAAAGACGUAUAAAACGCCUCGUCGUGCCUUUGGUGCCGAGCGUCUAAAUCAAGAACUCAAACUAGCUGGUGAAUACGGUCUACGAAACAAGCGUGAAAUCUGGCGUAUCGGAUACACCCUAUCAAACAUCCGUCGUGCUGCCCGUGAACUAUUGACUCUGCCUGACAAGGACCCUCGUCGUCUCUUUGAAGGAAAUGCUCUGAUUCGUCGUCUCAUUCGUAUUGGUGUCCUCGACGAAACAAAGGCCAGACUCGAUUACGUCCUGGGUCUAAAGAUUGAAGACUUUUUGGAACGUCGUCUGCAAACUCAGGUCUUUAAGCUGGGUUUGGCUAAGUCUAUCCAUCAUGCUCGUGUGCUUAUUCGUCAACGACACAUCCGAGUCGGCAACCAAAUCGUCAACAUCCCAUCAUUUGUUGUUCGUUUGGAUUCUCAAAAACACAUUGACUUCUCAUUGACUUCACCUUAUGGUGGUGGACGACCUGGUCGAACAAAGAGAAAGCGUGCAAAGGCCGCUGAAAAGGGUGAAGACGAAGCAGCUGAGGACGAGGAAUAA